GCCUACUACCUAACUAACUGUAUGUUCCGUACCCUGAUUUGUUUUCCUUCGAUCUACUUAGCACCUGUUGGUUUUUGUACUUCUUUCCUCAUUUCCCUUUACUUCCUUCAUCUCUCCAACAUCUUAAUAAAACCCACCCCCCCAUCGUUGAUCUUCUGCAAUUUCCAUUUCUUCUUGAAUCAUCUUCCUAAAACAUCCAUUAUCUUCAUCCUUGUCAUUCGCUCAGUUGUUGAUCGCCUCUCUUGUUCUUGUGGUUUUGGCGUACUUAAAUCGAGCACCCAUGUUUUCCAGUGAAUUCUAUCACUCACCAGGCGACUCGUUCGUUCGUCACAGACAGCUGGGCGAUUCUAUUCCACGAAGUUGGAGAGUACCAUCACCAGCCUCGGCACCUUUCGUCGUUGAUCUUACUCACUCUGAUGGUGGUUCGGUUCCGCUAAAGUCUGAGACAACCCCAUCGGAUACCGCACCUGCGUCUACUCUUCCAGGCUGGCUUCCUGGUACACCGAGUCCUGCUUCGGUCUACAGCUCUCCUCGGAGCGAAAUAUCCAGCAUCAGUUCAGGAGAAGGACGGAGUCAUCUAUCACCUCUUCCUCCGAAUCAGUACCUAGGCAGGGCGCCUUUUCCAUCCGAGUUCAUCUCUCGGGAUCUUGAACCAGCAGACUCAUCUUCAAGACUGGCCCAAAGGAGUCCCUCGCAAGCCUUUUCACAAAUAUCACAGGCGUCAGAUUCUUCAUUGUUAUCUCAGUCGAUGCAUCCCGGAUCAGUAGCAUUUCUGACGACCAACAUGGCACACAACUCUCAGAAUUACGGCUGGCAAAACAGGCCACCCCAGCCUCUCCAUCCGACUUCAAUGCCUAUGGAUCAACAAUCAUAUCCCCAGGCACACACACUUCCACCACAAUCCGGUUACCCAGCAGCAUAUCCACCUCAGCAUGCCACUUCACAGAGUUACUACCAACCAGGACUCCCGUCGACACAUUACCUCACCCCACAGCCGGGUGUGCCCCAGAGCCGACAUCAGCCUCGAAGUUCUUCCAUUCCAUAUCCUUAUCCCAGCGCUUCCGUAUCUGGCAGCCCACCUACCAUGCCAGAUCCCUCUUUUACAUCAACACCUCCUUCAUACCUAGUCAAUCAGCCAGAUUACUACCUAACGCCGAACUCUUCACUCUCGCAAACCCCCAACUCUAUUCCCCAACCACAUAACCUGAUGCCAUCAGGGACAGUGUAUUCCUCUCCCGAGUCAGCUCCCAGUUCCUCAGAUCCAGAUCAAGUUCGCGUUCUCAGUUUUCGGCCAAAACCUCAAUGUUGGGACCACGGAUGCAACGGGCGUGAAUUUUCUACCUUCAGCAACCUGCUCCGCCACCAACGAGAGAAGUCGGGAGUGGUUGCCAAAGCAGAGUGUCCCAUUUGUGGUGCUGUGUUCACACGCACCACGGCCAGAAACAUCCAUGUUGCUCAGGGGAAGUGCAAGGGGGUAGCAAGGGAGCCGUCUGCCGAAUAAACCCCCACACAGAGGCUAGCGUCAGGGGCCAUGGACAUGGCAUGAGCGUCUGGUACAUGGGCUAGGACAUCGCCGAACCUCGUGAAUGCGGGCUUACUGUCGGGUUUCGGGCAGCAGCGUAUUCUAACAGUACACCGUCUAGGCGACGGACCCAGAACAGAGCACAGAUCUGUACAGUGUACAGAUGAUGGGUGGAUCAGAAGAGGGAAAGCCCCACACCACGGACUUGGGCCGAUGGACACUGCGAGGAGUGUCCACUUUUUGCAUAUCAACUUCUCGGAACGAAUAUUCUUGCAUGUGUCGUAUUAUUUAGUUGCAUUUGUUUAAUACCCUGUGGGAUAUCUUACACUGGAUAGCAAUUUGAUCACUUUGGAUGGGAGUUUCAA
Messenger RNA from Aspergillus piperis CBS 112811, 1887 nucleotides. RefSeq lists its product as uncharacterized. The record is from RefSeq and is a predicted model, not a curated record. NCBI's taxonomy places the organism in Eukaryota, Fungi, Ascomycota, Eurotiomycetes, Eurotiales, Aspergillaceae. Bases 281 to 1501 code for a protein of 406 amino acids. The transcript is spliced from 6 exons.